AUGCGGGCCGCCGUGCACAGCCUCACGGCGUACCUUGCCGUCAUCAGCGUGCUCUGCUUCUGGGGAAACCACUCCUUCUGGGGCGUGGCGCUCGCUGUAGGCGCUGCGCUCCACUUCCUCUACGUCAUGUCAGUGAUUGAUAGAUUUCCAUUUACAAUGCUAGUACUGCAAAAGGCAAUAAAGAUGGUCUGGGAACUUCCAGAUGUGAUGAGAGUAGCAUAUGCAUUUGUACUGGCUUUAUCAGUCAGUUUGUUUUGGACUGGAGCUGUCCUUAGUAAUACAGUCCAUGUCAUAGUAUCAGGAAUGGUGUUCCUUGUUCUCAUUCAUGGUGGACAAGCUGCUGCGUCGAUGCCCCCCAAACCACUUCUAAAGUCACUUCAGUAUGCUGUUACAACUUCUUUUGGAAGCAUUUGCUAUGGAUCACUCUUUACGGCUGCCAUUAGGACUUUACGUUGGGAGAUUAGAGGAGUUCGUUCUAAAAUUGGCAACAACGAGUGUCUUCUGUGCUGUGUUGAUUUUUUCUUUCAUAUUGUGGAGACGCUUGUUCGUUUCUUCAACAAAUAUGCAUAUGUACAGAUAGCUGUCAACGGACAGAGUUUCAAUCGUUCAGCUAGGGAUGCUUGGGAGCUGUUCCAGUCGACUGGCAUUGAAGCACUUAUUGCUUAUGAUUGUUCUGGUGCUGUUCUUUUGAUGAGCACAAUAUUAGGUGGGUUAAUUACAGGAACUUGUACUGGUGUUUGGACAUAUUUCACACAACGUGAUAAAGCAAUUAUGGUUGGCUCGACCUCUAUGCUGAUUGGCAUGAUACUGGUUGGGCUAGCUGUCGUGGUUGUUGAAAGCGCAGUUACAUCAAUAUACAUAUGCUAUGCUGAGGACCCUCUUCUAAUUCAGAGAUGGGAUCCUGAAUUUUUUGAGCAAAUGUCAGAAGCACUGCACCAGCGACUGCAGUACCGAAGCUCCAGAGCCCGCCAAAUACUGAACGGUCGGCUUGAUCAUUUGCCAGAUACAUCAAGUAUUUGA
Messenger RNA from Triticum turgidum subsp. durum (durum wheat), 1020 nucleotides. The record is from the annotation of a GenBank genome assembly. Lineage: Eukaryota; Viridiplantae; Streptophyta; Magnoliopsida; Poales; Poaceae.